AUGGAUUAUCUGAUCCCAGUCGGCGUUGCAAUUGUCUUAGGACCGCUCUCUCUCAUCACGAUGAUCCGAGCUACAAUGCCGAAAGCACCAAAAACACCAGAAGCGAUGAAGGAAGUUGUCAUGAACUUUGUCAAGCAAGGUUAUCUUCUGAUCCGCAUGAAUCGCAAACCCAAGCCUGGUGAAUCCAUGCACAACUUCCAAUCAGCAUUGGGGCUCUGUUAUGAGACCUAUGAUCCAGACCGGCUUACAGUAUCGAAAAACUUUCUUUCCUAUCGCUACAAACUAGCGCCAAGUGAUAAGCUGACACCAGGAUUGGGCACUGCGUUGAUGGACGAGGUGACUGCCGGUUUGAUGGGUGCUGCAGGGAAACCAGCGGGAGCUAGUCUUUUCUUUCAAACACAAUGGUAUCCGGAGAACAUCAAGUCCUCAACGUCAGCUGAUGAUGAUGACGAAGAUUAUUUGGACAUCAUCAAUACACUCACCAAAAAUGGUCGUACCAUUUCCCACACAAGAACGGAUAUCAGAUCUUCCGACAAUAAGCUCAUUGGAUACUCGACACAUGUCAAGUACAUGCCGUUUGGUAAUAUUAUGAUGGACACUUUGAUAUCAUACUUUCCGAUGUGGAUGUCACCAUGGGUGUCUGGAAUUAUCAACAAACAACUUCCUCCUCCUUCGCCAACUGCUCAUGAGAACAUUGGAGCCCACAAGGCUGUCGAUUCUGGACUGAAAAUUGUUUCCGACGGAAAGGGCGAGUUCUCAAUGACAGAUGAUCACAAGAAUCCGUUUGGAACGCUCCAUGGAGGCUGCACUGCGAUGAUCAUGGAAAAAGUUGGCGAGUCGUAUGCAAACUCUCUCUUCAAAGACUCUAAGUUUUACUUGGAAUCACUUCAGGUCCAGUUUCUUUCUGCUGGCCGUGGGCAAAAGAUUCUGACCAUUGAAAGUGAGACUAUUGAAUUCACGGAAAAUAAUCAUGCGUUGAUUCGAGUCAAAUUGAUGAAGCCGAAUUCGGGGAAAAAGAAAGGACCAACAGUCUUGGCGGAAGGUACUUUGAGAUAUUUAGUUAAAUAG
Cylindrotheca closterium is the source of this 1068-nucleotide messenger RNA. The record is from the annotation of a GenBank genome assembly. Lineage: Eukaryota; Bacillariophyta; Bacillariophyceae; Bacillariales; Bacillariaceae.